Spodoptera frugiperda (fall armyworm) is the source of this 2276-nucleotide messenger RNA. Its product is annotated as protein IWS1 homolog. Gene Ontology annotation, biological process: poly(A)+ mRNA export from nucleus. The record is from RefSeq and is a predicted model, not a curated record. NCBI's taxonomy places the organism in Eukaryota, Metazoa, Arthropoda, Insecta, Lepidoptera, Noctuidae. Gene Ontology annotation, cellular component: nucleus.
UUGUCUUGUCAGUGGGUUAGUUAUUUUAUUUGAGGUUGUCAGUCAGUGAUAUCCAGUCAACAAGCCAGUGUAGUGAAUUGCCGUUAUCGUUUUCUUUUGCCAAUUUGCUCUAGACUAUUCCCAUCGUGUGGUAUUUAAACGAAAUACUUUGUGUUAAUAGUUUUAUACAUGCUGCUCAAUUAGCUUCGUAGAGCACAUUAGUGUGUUCCGAAUCUACAUCUAAGGAUAACAAUGGACGUGGAUACAGGAGGUCGACGCUCGCACUCCGGCUCUCGCAGCCGCAGUCCCUCGGCGGGCUCAGUGUCCAGGAUGUCGCACGAUGGCUCCACGCAUUCGAGGCGCAACUCCAGGUCGACGUCCCGCUCCAAGUCGCGCUCCCGCUCCAAGUCUAGAUCACGCUCCGCUCACUCGCGCUCCAAGUCUCGUUCGCGUUCCAAGUCUCAGUCGCGUUCUAAGUCUCGCUCGCGAUCCAAAUCUCGUUCUCGCUCGCGUUCUAAAUCUCAUUCUCGCUCGCGUUCCAAAUCUCACUCUCGCUCGCGUUCCAAGUCCCGAUCGCGUUCCAAGUCUCGGUCCCGAUCCAAAUCUCGGUCCCGUUCGAAAUCUCGGUCCCGCUCCAAGUCCCGGUCUCGAUCUAAGUCCAGGUCUCGUUCAAAGUCAAGCACACGGUCCCACAGCGGCUCCCGCAAGUCGCGGUCUCGGUCGCGCAGCGGGUCCCCGGCGCAAGGCAUGGAGGUGGAUACAGAAACUCGCCGCUCCCGCUCCCGCUCUCGAUCCGGCUCGCGACAUUCAAAAUCCAAGUCCCGGUCAAGAUCACGAUCCAAAUCUCGUUCCAGAUCGAAAUCACCUGAUGGAGCGCGUAAGAGCAGGAGUCGCUCAAGGUCCGGGUCUGGCGCCCGCAAGGCUGGCUCGCGGUCGCGAUCUGGUUCUCGCUCCAAGUCGAGGUCUCGCUCCAGGUCACGCUCCGGUUCACGCUCCAAAUCCCGCUCUCGCUCCAAGUCCCGCUCCCGUUCCAAGUCUCGGUCGCGCUCUCGCUCCAAAUCCCGCUCCCGCUCCAAAUCCGGUUCCCGCUCCAAGUCCAACUCCCGCUCGAAGUCCCGGUCCCGCUCCAAGUCGCGGUCCAAGUCCCGGUCCCGCUCCCGGUCGGGCUCCGCGUCGAGCGCGGGGUCCCGGCGCGGGCACAAGCGGCGCGCCGUGCGCCUGCAGUCGGACGACGAGGGCGCGGCGCCCGCCUCGCCCGCCGAGCCCGGCCCGGCCGCCGCCCGGCCCGACGCCGCGCCCGCCGCCGACUCGUCCGACGACGAGCUGGAGCCCGACCUGAAGUCGGCCGACAUGGCGGCCGGCAUGUCCGACUUCGAGCUGAUGCUGGCGCGCAAGCGGGAGGAGCGGCGCGGCCGGCGGCGGCGGCGGGACAUCGACAUCAUCAACGACAACGACGACCUCAUCGCGCAGCUGCUGCAGCAGAUGCGCGCCGCCGCCGACGAGGACCGCGACCUCAACAAGCGCAACCAGCCCGCCGUGCGCAAGGUGUCCAUGCUCAAGGCCGCCAUGUCGCAGCUCAUCAAGAAGGACCUGCAGCUCGCCUUCCUCGAGCACAACGUGCUCAACGUGCUCUGCGACUGGCUCGCGCCCAUGCCCAACCGCGCCCUGCCCUGUCUGCUCAUCCGGGAGAGCAUCCUCAAGCUGCUCAUGGACUUCCCGUCGAUAGACAAGUCGCUGCUGAAGCAGUCCGGCAUCGGCAAGGCCGUGAUGUACCUGUACAAGCACCCCAAGGAGACCAAGGCCAACCGCGAGCGCGCCGGCCGCCUCAUCUCGGAGUGGGCGCGGCCCAUCUUCAACCUGUCCACGGACUUCAAGGCCAUGACGCGCGAGGAGCGGCAGGCGCGCGACGAGGCCAUGGCGGGGUCGCGGCGGCGCGCGCCGUCCCCGCCCAGCAAGCGCGCGCGCGAGGAGCCGGCGCGGCCCGCGCGGCCCGGCGCGCCCGGCUGGGUGGCGCGCGCGCGCGUGCCCGCGCCCUCCUCCAAGGACUACGUGUACCGCCCCAAGUCCACCUGCGAGCUCGACAUGUCGCGGACCACCAAGAAGAAGAUGACGCGCUACGAGAAGCAGAUGAAGCGGUUCAUGGACCAGAAGCGCAUGAAGAGCGGGUCCCGCCGCGCCGUCGAGAUCUCCAUCGAGGGCCGCAAGAUGGCGCUGUAAUGUGAUGUUUUCUUUAAGUCAUAGUGUUUAAGUUGAUAAGUUUACUUACUAUUACGGAACUGAAUAAAUUAUGUGACGAA